CAAAAAAAAAAAAAACCACCCAAAAAAAACCCCCACACUUAGCGGAAACUUGUCAGAGAAUGCUCCUAAAGUCUGGCUUUCUCCUGCUGCUGGCGAUCAGUGCAUCCGCAUCCUACGAAGCCGAGCAGAAUGACUCUGUGAGCCCCAGGAAGCCCAGGGUGGCAGCCCAGAACUCAGGUAACACCCAGCAAGGAGGGCUUGGAGCUGAGCCCUCAUGUCUUAAACUGUCUCACAUUGCUCUGCUGCUGGUUUUUAUUCUUUUUUUCCUUUUUUAUUUUUCCUUCUUUUUCCUUUUUUCCGGAAAAGCUUUUGUGAAGGAAAGCCUGAAGUGCAUUGCCAACGGGGUGACGUCCAAGGUGUUCCUGGCCAUCCGCAGGUGCUCCACCUUCCAGAGGAUGAUCUCCGAGGUGCAGGAGGAGUGUUACAGCAAGCUGGACAUGUGUGGCAUCGCCAAACGGAACCCUGAGGCCAUCACAGAGGUCGUGCAGCUCCCAAACCAGUUCUCAAACAGGGAUGCUCUGGGCUCCUGA
Messenger RNA from Manacus vitellinus (golden-collared manakin), 530 nucleotides. It is a transcript of the gene STC1, whose product is annotated as stanniocalcin 1. The transcript has 3 exons. Lineage: Eukaryota; Metazoa; Chordata; Aves; Passeriformes; Pipridae. Gene Ontology annotation, molecular function: hormone activity. Gene Ontology annotation, biological process: intracellular calcium ion homeostasis. The coding region runs from base 60 to 530 and encodes 156 amino acids. Gene Ontology annotation, cellular component: extracellular region. The record is from RefSeq and is a predicted model, not a curated record.